AACAUGGCGAACUGAGAAGGAAAGUCAAUAUUUUAGACUUCGUUCUACUUCAUUUCUAGUCCAGUUUUCAAGGAUUUCUUAUCUGCUGCAAAGUUAAUUGAUAUAUUUUCACCAUGACUGAGGUGUUUUCUGCUGGGACAGUACUGUCAGACUCAAAUUUCAAAACUAGACCCCAUUUCAGUAAUUAUUUGUACACAGAUGCAAAUGCAGGUGGCCAUGCUGUCAAUCAGAUUGAGGAGAAGCGACGCAUUAGGCACAUGAAAUUUCCAUCGUUAAGGGGGAGAUGCGAUGUCGACUCGUUUCAGGCAGAUUUGAAAAACCCUGGAUACAAACAAUGGAAUGAUAACGGUGAUUUCAGAGCUGAGGCGCCUUACAGAGAUUAUGACAAUAUCGUAGAUCCAGUGUCAGGAUUUGUAAGCGCAGGAGGGGAUGUUGACCGUAACACAGGGCAUCAAAAAAUAAAGUCACUGGUACAGUUGAAUACCACUCCACAAGCAUCAGUUCCAAAAUCGAGAGAUUCGGACAGGAAAUCUGAACGGGCUGCACCGCCAGAACUGAGGCGAUCAGAAACUUGGGAGCCUGGAGCACCUUCAAAAUGGAAUAGUAGAAAAACAUCAGACAUUUGGAUCAGAUCCCAGCUUGGUGGUUGGACAAGUGCACACGACACAAGGAAGCCACCACCAGAGGUACAAGAUAUGAGGAGAGCAAAAUCAAUGUUUGUGCAAAAGCCACCAUCGGAGCAGAGCAGGGAAGGGCGAGACCAUCUUGCCAUGCAGUAUCAGUACAGCACCUCAACACAAAAAUCAUUUGAGGAGGUACCGUGGGACGUGAUGCUUCCCCCUAAACAGUGGGCCCCAACCUCCACCCUUGAACAGAGGCCCGAUAUGAUCUCCCAGACUUACACCCUACACAGAUAUGACCCUGCAGCAAAUGAGUGGCAGAAUGCUGGAAGAUCCUGGGAUCGGUUCCAGAAGAGAAAUGCUUACUACAAAAGUGCACCCAUUGUCUUCUGCAGCCAGCCACCGAGGAAGCAGCACAUUCCAGGGUAUGGUGGAGCCGUGGGGGCAGAAAAUCUGGACGAGCUCGAUAAUGCAGACAUCAAGUUCCAGCCGUUCUCUGUGAAGCGUGUCAACAUUCCUCGAUACAGUGAUACCUCACACAAACCUAACAUCCCCGGCUACCAAGGCUGUACCCUAUACAGAGGCCAGUACGCUCCAGCCCACAGUCACCCUGCCCCACCCAACAGCCAGGCCACAACACAGCUUGUUCACAAAGAGAAGCCAGUUGACUCAGCCACCCUGGCAAGCCACAAACGGGAAUCCAAGAUGUCCAAGAUGGUGACCCUCGUUCCUCCGUGUAAUCCUUUCAACCAGAUUAACAAGCUUGAAGAAGUGAUAGCAAACAAGGUGGAUUAGUCUUGUCAUGUGUAGUGGACUACAUAUAUGUGUAUGUGUAUGUACUAUGUGUACAUCAUUUGAACAUCAGGACAUUUACGUUAGGAUGAUUGUGUCAUCACGGGGUAUUGACAUGUCUUAUCAAUAAGUGAAUGAUGAAUGAUGGUUAGUGUUCUUGAACGGAGGAUUAAAUUUAGUUAGAUUUAAUGAAAUCUUUUGUUUCAAAUAUGGUUAGUGACUUGAUGAAGGAUGAGUUCAAUAAUAUAAAUGUUUACUAGUAUGCAUAACUUUCAUAAACAUGAUAGACUGAUUCUUAUGUAGCUUGUUUAGUGUGACUUUUAUCUAUUAACAAUCGUUAACAAAUAAUGCAAUAAGCUUGUUGAUAAGACAUGUCCACUGAAUGAUUGUUUACUUCCAUUUUGUCUGUUCAUUCACUGCAGCGAGAGGGUAUAAUUGUUGUUUCGGAGAAUGUUUUCUAAGCAUAAUGUUCAGUAUUACUAUUAUAAAGUUUUUCUUUUACAAUUAUUUUACUUUGAAGAUGAUUGGUGAUGUGCAAGGCUAUGCUAGCUCAGUAUUGUAUAAAAUCAGCAUUACAUUGUGUCAGAGAGGUUUGAAUAUUUAUACAUUUUGUACAUCAAUUAAUUGAUCAAUUAUCCAAAUGAAUCUAACAGUAUUCUAAAGCAGAGAGAACAUAUUUAAAUGGAAAAUGACUGUGAUAAUAUUUUCAAAUAGCUUUAUUAAAUGAGUUCUUGCUCAAUACAUGAUCUUUAUUAAUGUAUUGUUUUAUAUUCCAUACUUAAAUUUGUUGAAUAUUUUGUAUAUGAAUGGUCUUGCUUUCAUUAAAUGUAUCCAUUUUUGUAUCUAGAAAUUCUGACCUCAGUUCAUCAUUUUUAAAUGCAUAUUUCUCAUAGAUAAUAAUAGAUAUAAAUAAUUUGAAAAAAAACAACUGAAAAUGAAAGUGAUUUACAAGGCUAUAUAAUCAAAAAUGAAAAGCAUUCAUUAAUUUUAUAAGAGUUAUUCAUGUUUGAUGGAUAUGACAUUUUUAUUACCAUAAUUCUAAUAGAAGAACAUUUUAAUGAUUGAUUUAGCAUGCAUAAUGAUAUUCAUCAGAAUUAUAUUUACAUUUCAUUAGAAGUUGAAGAAUUCUUAUCCAGUAUUACAAUAUUGUUGUUGUUUUUUCUGUUGUUUCUAUUUGUUACAAGUUUUGUUGUUUUUUCAAUAGAUAAGUUUACUUUUAUAUAGUUAUAGUUAUAAUAAAUUAAAAUUAUGUGCUUUAAAUCAUUUAAAUGUGCCUUAACGCUGUUUUCUCUUAUUCAAGUUACCACGGAUGUGACUUUCACUGCCAUAAAUAAUAGUAUAGUAUAUAAAAAAUAAGUAACGGGUAUGUAAGUUCAAAAUCAGUUUAUUACUAAGACCACAGAACCGGAUUAUUAUAUAAAGAUAAUGUAAUGUAACCAUUUUGUGUUUGCAUUCAACUAUUGUCAAAAGAAUUGUUUCCAAAAUUCCAACCUUUCUAUUGCUGUUGUGAUCUUUUCGUUAAGGUUACUUGUGUUUGCAAUAAGGUCCUUAUCUUUGCUAUGGGUUUUGUAUGGUAUUCUCCAGUCAAACAUUGAUAAAAGAAUUGUGAGACCAAGACUUUGUAUAUCAAAGAGUAAAGUUUUAUUGUUAUAAUGGAAUGUAUAUUUGCAGAGUCAUAAUAAUUAGAUUUGUGAGUGGUCUAAAAUUUUCGAUUUUGAUGUUUUAAGGAACAUGCUUUUCAAUUUUUCGCAACAAUAUUUCGAAAUGUUAAAAGCAAGAUUUUUAGACUGCCAUGAGACAUCAGGCUUUAAAUAUGUCACAUGGUGAAUAGUUUUCUUUUUUGACAGCCAACAGAGGAAAGAUAAAAGUUUUAUAUCAGUAUUACUGUUGUAAACUACUUAUAAAAUACAAAAUGACAAAAGAUAUAUAAAAAAGUAAAUCAUUCUCAUUUCUGUUGUCAACUUAUAUUGCGGUACAAAACAUAUUCCAAUUGCUUUUCUGUUAAAUUUCAGAAAGAAAAAAAUGAAAUUCUCUGAAGUCAUAAUAUUAAAACAAGUCAGAAAAAAACACAAUAAAAUUAGAAAUAACCUUUCAUUUCCUAGCAAGUUCAUUUUAAUUAUUUAUUAUGACAAACUGUGAUAAAUGUGUGAUAGGCUUUUCCAGUAUAUGUGUUGUUUGAAAGCAAAUUUUUCAUAUUCAUAUUUAAUUUACAGAACUCUCAAAAAUCAAACCAUUCAUAAAUAGUUUAUUACAAUUUGUUUGUGAGCGUUAACUACCAGUAUUAUUGUUAUCAAAUAUUUAUUUUGUUAUACGUUAUACAAAAUAUUGUGCAUCUUUACAAAUUUUAUACCCAUUUUACUGUCGAAGAGUACAUUGUAUAUCUUGCUAUUCGGUUUAGUUGUACGUUUUGAUUCAGUUUUGCUAAGAAUUUGUUUUUAAUAAAACCUGUGAUAAUAAACAUUUAUAUCUUUUAACCAGUAUGAAUAAUUUUAUCUCUUUUUUAAAUGUUGUUAUAUUUUGCCAUAUUCAUUAACGUCUAUGCAAAACUUAUUCUUUAAAUAUUCGAUUUUCCUGAAAAGGGAUGGUUAUUUUCUUGUGUAAAAAAAAUUUAACAAGGCUUUUUUUAUCAUUUGCACCUGCAUAUUGUGUGUGAAAUAUUUUCCUGCACAUGUAAAGCAUGCUGAAACUGCUCUUUUUACGUGUUCUUGUUACGUGUGUAAUGUGAAUAAACAUCAAGACAACAAA
Molecule: messenger RNA, 4157 nt
Organism: Mya arenaria
Lineage: Eukaryota; Metazoa; Mollusca; Bivalvia; Myida; Myidae
Product: spermatogenesis-associated protein 48-like
Exons: 9
Coding region: 114-1415 (433 amino acids)
Source: RefSeq, a predicted model, not a curated record